AUGCCGCGCUCCUUCAGCGCCGAUUCUGUUCUCGGAAAGAUUCAGAGUACUUUUGCUGAAAAUCCUCACAAUACAUGUGCAGAAGUUGAAGAUCAUCAUGCUCCUGUUCUGGGUACAUCUCAAGCAUUGAAACAGAUAGUUGACCAGAACAUUCUUAUAACUUCGCUGAUCGCUCCCACAACUCUGCACAUGAUGACUACAGUGGCUGUCCAUAAAUGGUUAUCGAUCGUGAUGAAUCAUCCUUGGCUCUCCGACGUUUGAUUGAUCAAAACGGUCGGUGUGUGGUUCACCUUCCCUUCACUGCUACCAUUAUUCAAGUGACAGCUUUUUCACUAGUGAUAUUCUAGUUCUCACUCAUAGCACAAUGUUCAUCUUCGAUAUCGUACUACGUUGCGGAUCCAUCUUUGAUCGAGAACAGAGUUUGUCGAUCACAUUGGUUUGAUGUAUUGAUGGGUAUAUAUCACUCGAUUCUGUUCUUUCUCACUUCGUCUCUCAAAAAAAUGGCUGGCAUUCAUCCAGCAGAACAGCCACAAAUCGAUACUCACGUUCUCUAUUUCUUUUUUAUUUGAGUUCUAGCACUUUUGACACGUCGGAUGGUAUCAGAAGACGCGCACCUGUAUCGCAGCAUCGAUUAACUAACGAGUGAUGUGACUGCUAUUCUUCUUGGCCGGGUGUUAGCGGCUCUCUCUCUCUCUCUUACUCUCUCUCUCUCUCUCUAUUUCGCCACUAACGCUAGACACUUGUUAUCGCUGUCUGUCAGUGUUGGUCUUCUUUCCAUUUUUAGUCACUCUCUCUCGUUGUUAGUAGAUUCUCUUUUAUGUAUAUAUGAUUGUGUUUUUAUUUAUUCAUUCAUUCAAAAUAUAUAGUUAGAACAGAGCGGAGUGUUCGGUCUUCGCGCUUGCACAUUCACAUACAGGAAUCGGGGUAUAGUCUAAUAUUUGGUGCCGU
Messenger RNA from Didymodactylos carnosus, 948 nucleotides. The record is from the annotation of a GenBank genome assembly. NCBI's taxonomy places the organism in Eukaryota, Metazoa, Rotifera, Eurotatoria, Philodinida, Philodinidae.